Molecule: messenger RNA, 2668 nt
Organism: Rana temporaria (common frog)
Lineage: Eukaryota; Metazoa; Chordata; Amphibia; Anura; Ranidae
Gene: NAGLU
Product: N-acetyl-alpha-glucosaminidase
Exons: 6
Coding region: 283-2523 (746 amino acids)
Source: RefSeq, a predicted model, not a curated record
ACUGUGCAGCCUCCAAAACUUUGCAAAUUACUGCAUAGCUAUGAGGAAGGAGAGACAGCAGCCAACCCUGGAAGCGAUUACACAGAGCCAAUGACGUAACGAAGCAGGACACCAAUCACACAUUCUCUUAUAUCAGAGGCUCUGUGGUCUGCUCAUAUUACAAUCACUUUCUAUGAGUUCUCAGCUCACGGUCAUCAUCGACGGCUCUGUAUGAACUUUAUUAAACUCAUUCAGUUUCAUGAAACUGUAAAGAACAACUGCCUCCCAUAAGAAGCUAGCACAAUGAAGGUUGUGGUAAUGAUGAUUGUGAUGGUCUUCUGUCUUAGAGGGUCACUAUCAGGACGGGCGUUCAAGACAUUGUCUCACCUAAAGCCCCAUUCCAGUGACACGACACAGAGCUCUGCUGUACAAGAUCUCCUACGCCGUCUGAUCGGGGACCGUGCUGACGAUUUCGUGGUCACUGUAGACAGCUCUCUGGCUAGCAGCGAUGGACUGGACACUUAUUGGCUGAGUUCAGUGACUGGAGGAAAAGUGUUGGUGGUGGGCAGUAGUGGAGUGGCCGCUGCCACAGGAUGCUACAGUUAUUUGAAAUCGUAUUGUGGCUGCCACAUCUCCUGGUCAGGGGUCCAGCUGAGGGUGCCAUCCCCUCUGCCCAUAGUGCCAUCGCCCAUCACUGUGACAACUCCAAACAGGUUCCGCUACUACCAAAAUGUCUGCACAUCCAGUUAUUCAUUUGUCUGGUGGGACUGGGCCAGAUGGGAGAAGGAGAUUGACUGGAUGGCUCUUAAUGGAAUCAAUAUGCCCCUUGCGUUCACAGGGCAGGAGGUUAUAUGGCAAAAGGUAUAUUUGUCUUUAGGGUUGACUCAAAAAGAAGUUGAUGAAUUUUUCACUGGCCCAGCAUUCUUGGCUUGGGGUAGAAUGGGGAAUAUUCACACUUGGGGAGGUCCUUUGUCCUCUAACUGGAUGAACAAACAGUACUCCUUACAGCUUAAGAUCCUAAAAAGAAUGAGGUCUCUUGGAAUGAUUACAGUGUUGCCUGCAUUUUCUGGACAUAUUCCUUCAAGUUUACUCCGGGUCUUCCCUAAAGCCAAUGUGACCAGACUUGGUGGAUGGGGCAACUUUAAUUGCACGUACUCCUGCAGCUUUGUUCUGGACCCUGAGGAUCCCCUUUUCCAAAUGAUUGGGGGACUUUUUCUGAAUAAGCUCAUCCAAGAAUUUGGAACUGACCAUGUUUACAAUGCGGACACCUUCAAUGAGAUGACACCAACUAGUUCUGAUCCCUCUUAUUUGUCUGCUGUCAGCAAUGCCAUCUUCAAAUCUAUGGUCAAUGUGGAUCCUGGAGCCAUCUGGAUGUUGCAAGGCUGGCUAUUUGUUAAUAAUCCAACUUUCUGGAGGCCGGUACAGAUUAAGGCCCUUCUUCAUGGCACACCAAUUGGUAGAAUCAUAGUCCUAGACUUGUUCGCAGAAACUAUUCCUGUUUAUCAAUACACAGAGUCGUUUUAUGGGCAACCGUUCAUUUGGUGCAUGCUGCAUAACUUUGGUGGGAACCAUGGUUUAUUUGGAAAAGUCGAGAGUAUAAAUACAGGACCUUUUGAUGCAUUGUUGUUCACCAACUCUACUAUGAUAGGAACAGGACUUACCCCUGAAGGCAUUGAGCAGAAUGAUAUGAUAUAUGAACUGAUGAAUGAAAUCGGUUGGAGAUCCAUGCCUCUCAAUCUCACUGAAUGGAUCUCUGAUUAUUCUGACAGGCGUUAUGGCCAAAAACACCCUUAUGCACGGGCUGCAUGGCAGUUGCUUCUAGGUAGUGUGUAUAACUGUACUCAGAACUGGAAGGAUCACAAUCACAGUCCAUUAGUUAGACGCCCAUCUCUAAAAAUGAACACAGGUUUUUGCUACAAUAAAAUUAACCUUUAUGCAGCUUGGCAAUUAAUGCACAAUGCAGCUUCUUCCUUGGCAAAUAGUAGCACUUUCCUUUAUGACUUGGUGGAUGUUACCAGGGAAUCUAUGCAGCUGCUGGUUACUGAAUAUUACCAGGAGAUUAAGACUGCAUAUAUAAAUGAAGAUCUAGAAAGAGUUAUGACAGCAGGUGGCCUAAUGGUGUUUGAUCUUCUGCCUGAACUUGAUAAUCUGCUUUCCAGCCAAUCCCAGUUUUUGCUUGGUCGAUGGUUAGAGUCAGCACAGAAGACAGCCAGCACCAAAGAUGAGUCUAUUCUGUAUGGCAUGAAUGCUCGUAACCAGAUUACAUUAUGGGGUCCCGCUGGCAAUAUUUUGGACUAUGCCAACAAGCAACUAGGAGGGCUAAUUAAAGAUUAUUAUAAAGAGCGCUGGAGUCUCUUUCUGUGGUACCUAAUUGAAAGUCUUAAUACGGAAGUACCCUUCCAGCAAAGCAAGUUUGAUGAGGCUGUGUUUACUGUGGAAAAAGGGUUCACCUAUAAUGGCAAGACCUAUAGUUCUACUCCCACUGGAGAUACUAUUGCAAUAGCCAAAAAUAUUUUUGUAAAAUAUUUUCCAAAAAAACAAUAGAAAUACCAUCCUAGAUGAUAUAAUACCGACCGUACUUGCAUUCAAAAGAAAAACAGACAUUUUAAGCAGAAUGUUGGGAUUACCAAGUCUUUUAUUUUUAUUAUUUGAUAAUGUUGCAUGAUUUAAUAAAGUCACAUGCACUGAA